This is a messenger RNA of Rattus norvegicus (Norway rat), 8271 nucleotides long. RefSeq names its product PALM2 and AKAP2 fusion (gene Palm2akap2). Gene Ontology annotation, cellular component: apical plasma membrane. The record is from RefSeq and is a predicted model, not a curated record. NCBI's taxonomy places the organism in Eukaryota, Metazoa, Chordata, Mammalia, Rodentia, Muridae.
GGUGGCUGCCUCGCCCGGCGCACAGCUGGUGGCGCGCUCCCUUUAGGAUCCCCUUAAGUAAAGAGGCUCGGUCUAGCGCCCAGCGAAUAACGCUAUCCAAUUGCUUCCCGUUUUAUUCGCAGGCUGGGAUCUGCGAGAGCCUGAGCAUUUUCUUGCCAGUGCUCCAGGGGAGGAGGGAGGCGGGCGGGGACCGGGGGACGGCUUGACUGCUCCAUCUCGUGCGCGGCCAGAGCGCCCCGGCCCUGGCAGAGGCCAGCAGCGCCUGGAGCCCCGCAGAAGCGCGCAGGGCUGCCCGGAGCCCCGCGAUGGAGAUGGCAGAGGCGGAAUUGCACAAGGAGAGGCUGCAAGCCAUAGCAGAAAAAAGAAAGAGGCAGACGGAAAUAGAAGGGAAGAGACAACAGCUUGACGAGCAGGUGCUGCUGCUCCAACAUUCCAAGUCCAAAGUGCUUCGGGAAAAAUGGCUGCUGCAGGGUGUACCGGCGGGAACAGCGGAGGAGGAGGAAGCCAGACGCCGACAGUCUGAGGAGGAUGAAUUCAAAGUCAAGCAGCUUGAAGAUAACAUUCAGAGGCUGGAGCAGGAAAUACAAGCGCUCGAAAGCGAAGAGUCCCAGAUAUCGGCCAAAGAGCAGAUCAUCCUCGAGAAACUGAAGGAGACAGAGAAAUCCUUCAAGGACUUGCAGAAGAGUUUCUCCACUGCUGAUGGAGCUAUAUACGCCAUGGAAAUUAAUGUGGAGAAAGACAAACAAACAGGAGAGACCAAGAUUCUCUCUGCAUCCACCAUUGGCCCAGAGGGGGUCCAUCAGAGAGGAGUCAAAGUCUAUGAUGAUGGUACCAAAGUAGUGUAUGAGGUGCACUCAGGAGGCACCGUGGUAGAGAACGGAGUCCACAAACUAAGCGCAAAGGAUGUGGAAGAGCUAAUUCAGAAGGCUGGACAAUCGAGCUUCAGAGGACACAUGUCAGAAAGAACUGUUGUUGCAGAUGGGAGCCUAGGCCAUCCCAAGGAACACAUGCUCUGCAAAGAGGCCAAGUUAGAAAUGGUGCAAAAAUCCAGGAAAGAUCAGUCUUCGGGAAACCCCGGGCACCAAGCCCAACCCCCCAGCACAGAGGGUCCAGAGGUCAACCUGGAUCAACCGGUCACCAUGAUUUUUAUGGGCUACCAAAACAUCGAGGAUGAAGAGGAGACUAAGAAGGUGCUAGGCUAUGACGAAACCAUCAAGGCCGAAUUAGUGCUGAUUGACGAAGACGAUGAAAAGUCGCUGAGGGAGAAGACAGUGACGGAUGUGUCCACGAUCGAUGGGAAUGCAGCUGAACUGGUGUCCGGCAGGCCCAUGUCGGACACCACAGAACCCUCAUCCCCAGAAGACAAGGAAGAGAGCCUGGCCACAGACCCGGCCCCAGCAUCUGGGUGGUCUACUGUGCUGCUCCAGGAAGAAGAGGUGACUGCUGAUCCGGUAGGAACCAACGCAGACAUGGCCAUCCAGAAAAGCCCCCAGCUUUCUGACGAUGCUAACCAGCUGAGAAACAAGCAAGACAACUGUGGUGACAGUCGCCUGGAGCCUGCCGCCAGCUCUCUCUCCCCAGAUCACAAAAACAUGGAAAUUGGGGUGUCCGUGGCAGAAUGUAAAAGUGUACCUGGAAUCACCUCUACCCCCCAUUCCAAGGACCACUCCUCCCCUUUCUAUUCUCCCUCACACAAUGGCCUCCUCACUGAUCACCACGAGUCUUUAGAUAAUGAUGUCGCCAGAGAGAUCCAAUACCUAGAUGAGGUGCUGGAGGCCAACUGCUGCGAUUCCUCCGUGGAUGGAACUUACAACGGGAUCUCUUCCCCAGAGCCUGGUGCAGCCAUACUGGUAAGCAGCCUUGGCUCACCUGCCCACUCAGCCACCAAGGUAGAACCCAUUGAGAAAGCAUCUGGUAGGCAGCUGCCUCCUCACAUCGAACUCAGUAGAAGCCCUUCUGACAGCAUGGCUGAAGGAGAAAGAGCCAAUGGACACUCCACUGACCAGCCUCAAGACAUGCUGGGGAAUAGCCUGCAGGCUCCUGCCAGCCCCAGUUCCUCUACCAGCUCCCACUGCUCCUCCCGAGAUGGAGAGUUCACACUCACCACACUGAAGAAGGAGGCCAAGUUUGAGCUGCGUGCCUUCCACGAGGACAAGAAGCCCUCCAAGCUCUUUGAGGAGGACGAGCACGAGAAGGAGCAGUUCUGCAUCCGGAAAGUGAGGCCCUCUGAGGAGAUGAUAGAGCUGGAGAAGGAGCGGAGGGAACUCAUUCGGAGUCAGGCUGUGAAGAAGAAUCCUGGCAUCGCGGCCAAGUGGUGGAAUCCUCCCCAGGAAAAAACUAUUGAGGAACAGCUGGAUGAGGAACAUCUGGAGUCACACAGAAAGUACAAGGAGCGCAAAGAGAAAAGGGCACAGCAGGAACAGCUACAGUUACAGCAACAGCAGCAGCAGCAGCUACAACAGUUGCAACAGUUGCAGCAGCAGCAACAGCAGCAGCUGUCCACCUCUCAGCUCUGCACAGCCCCAGCUGCUCAUGAACACCUAGAUAGCAUUGAACACACAAAGGAGGAUGUCGUCACUGAGCAGAUUGAUUUCUCAGCUGCACGCAAGCAGUUCCAGCAGAUGGAGAAUUCCAGGCAAACACUGGCCAAGGGCCAGAGCACACCUAGGCUGUUCUCCAUCAAGCCUUUCUACAAACCUCUUGGAUCCAUCAACUCGGACAAGCCACCGACCAUCUUGCGACCAGCUACUAUCGGGGGAACUGUGGAAGACAGCAGCACACAGGCAGCCAAAGAGCAGAAAGCUCUCUGUGUAUCUGAGAGCCAGUCUGCAGGAGCAGGAACAGGUAAUGCUGCCACUCAGGGAAAGGAAGGGCCAUACAGUGAGCCUUCCAAACGCGGGCCCUUAUCCAAACUGUGGGCAGAGGAUGGAGAGUUCACAAGUGCCCGGGCCGUCCUUACUGUAGUCAAAGAUGAAGAUCAUGGGAUUUUGGACCAGUUUUCAAGAUCGGUCAAUGUAUCUUUGACCCAGGAGGAGCUGGACUCAGGUUUGGAUGAGUUGUCAGUAAGGUCCCAGGACACCACUGUCCUGGAGACUUUGUCCAAUGACUUCAGCAUGGACAACAUAAGUGACAGUGGAGCUUCUAAUGAGACACCCAAUGCCCUUCAGGAAAACUCUCUGGCUGAUUUCUCCCUGCCUCAGACUCCCCAAACAGACAACCCCUCAGAGGGCCGAGAAGGCGUCUCCAAGUCCUUCAGUGACCAUGGUUUCUAUUCUCCUUCCUCCACACUGGGAGAUUCCCCAUCCGUUGAUGACCCCUUGGAAUAUCAGGCUGGGCUCCUGGUGCAGAAUGCCAUUCAACAAGCCAUAGCCGAGCAGGUGGAUAAGGCUGAGGUGCACACCAGCAAAGAGGGAUCAGAACAGCAGGAACCUGGAGCAAUGGUAGAGGAAGCUGGAAGCCAGGCUCCUGGCUCUGAGAAGCCCCAGGGCAUGUUUGCACCACCUCAGGUGUCCUCUCCCGUUCAAGAGAAAAGGGAUGUAUUACCAAAGAUCCUCCCCGGGGAGGACAAGACACUCAGGGAAAAGGGACCCUCCCAGCCACCCACAGCUGUGCAGCCCAGCGGUCCAGUCAACAUGAAAGAGACCAGGCCUGAAGGAGGGUACUUCAGCAAAUACUCAGAGGCAGCCGAGCUGAGAAGCACAGCCUCCCUUCUGGCUACUCAAGAGUCUGAUGUCAUGGUUGGGCCCUUCAAACUGAGGUCAAGGAAGCAGCGGACUUUGUCCAUGAUUGAAGAAGAGAUCCGGGCAGCCCAGGAAAGGGAAGAGGAGCUAAAGCGGCAAAGACAAGUGAGGCAAAGCACCCCAAGCCCCAGGGCUCAGAACGCCCCAUCGCUGCCUUCCAGAACCACCUGCUACAAAACUGCUCCAGGGAAAAUAGAGAAAGUCAAACCUCCUCCAUCCCCCACAACUGAAGGUCCCAGCUUGCAGCCUGACUUAGCCCCUGAAGAGGCUGCCGGAGCCCAGCGGCCCAAGAACCUGAUGCAGACCCUCAUGGAAGACUAUGAGACACACAAAUCUAAAAGGCGCGAGAGAAUGGAUGAUAGUAGUUACACCUCUAAGUUACUGUCUUGCAAGGUGACUUCCGAGGUCCUGGAGGCCACUCGGGUUAAUCGAAGGAAGAGUGCUCUGGCCUUGCGCUGGGAGGCAGGGAUUUAUGCCAACCAGGAGGAGGAGGACAAUGAAUAAACUUCCUUCAGCCCAGGAAACUCCUUGGCCAAAGAGUUUCCGCAAAGAAACCAAGAAAUUAUUGAAUCAGACGCAUUUUAAUAGACUACUUAUUAAAGUGCAUACAAACUCAAUAACCCUCAUGUAGACCAGAAGCUGCAAUACACAAUGAUAAUAAAACAAAACGAAACACAAAAAAGCAAAGCGAAGCGAACAGGAAGUUCACCCAUCAAACUCUGAGACGGGGCAGAGGAGAAAGGGUGUCUUUGUGACUCAAAGAAAGCCUUGGCUUUGGACCAUUCCACAACUGAUCCAAAGGGACACAGACGGGACAAGCAAGUCCACGUAGUUGCUGCAGGCAGAACUGAAGCCAGCCUCGGCUGGGCGUUACGGAGGAGCAAACAGGCCAUUCCAAGGCAACCAACAGGCCCCAGCCUGGUGCAGCCUACAGCACACAGGCUACCCCUCCACCAGCUUCCCACCCCUUUCUCCGUCAAGGCAUCAGAAGUGUUGGGUUGACUCCAUUUUCUCCAGCAGCCAUAAAAACAAAUGGUGUUCCUUUCCAUAGUUGCCCCAAAAGGAGGCAACAAGGAUUCGAUCUCUCUUAUAUGUAAUCAUUUGAAAUUGGGAGCACCUAAUGGUCACAAUAUAUAUAAAGUCUGUAUUUUUAAGGCAAUAUCUCUUCACGUUGCAGACGCAAUCUAUCCUACAGCAGGAGGUUGAGGACGGUGGGGGAGAGAGCCAAACCAAAAGGGUUAUUAGCUUUAGGACCUUGUCUGCUUUUAUCGUUGACUGAUCAGUUUAGGGAAACACACUUUCACGGUUACGUUUCUUCAUAUGAAAAGUAUAUUUAGUGAGCAAUGACUAUUUUUAUGAUGGGAUGGGGGAACAGGGACACGGGAUAAAACCUGUACACAUUUGAACGGCUUGGUUCAAGAUGGUAGGGGUAUUUUUAGAAUGGCAAUAAUUGAAAAUAAAAGGGGGCAGACUCUGCCUUCAGGAAGGUAGAUGACCAGAAAUAAGGUGUUUGUAACUAUUUUCUAUUUUAAAGUGGGCCUUAGAGGUGGCUGUGGCAUAGGAUGAGCUGUUUUGGAUCUGAGAAAGGCAACCUUAAACGCAUGGAGAUAGGAAGAGAAAGGGGCGAGAGAGACAAAGAAUGGGAAAGGAAGGAAGGAAGGGAGAUUAUUUUUGCUGAACAACCAGUGUUUUCCAGGACGACAGAGAGAAAAAUAUAGCAUAGAAAUUUAAGUACACAUGUGGAAUCAGCUACAAAUCCUAAAGAUGGUGUGUAUGCCUUUGUGUGCUUGUAUAAGGCAUGUAUGUUGGUGAGUAAAUAUAUGCCAGCGUGGGGUGUGUGUGUGUGUGUGUGUGUGUGUGUGUGUGUGGUGUGUUGACCGUGACACAUGGGUGUACAGUAUUUCCUCUGUAGCUGCCUGUCGACUUCAGGAGUGAGUGACAGUUUUCUUUUUUUAUGAAAAGGCACAGGGAAGACACAGGGCUGAUGCAGUAUUCCUGAUGUCAAGCUGACUGAACUAUGGCAUUUGCAUGAGUGACAGUCGUGAAGUUUCCAGCAGUUUUGUAUUGAUAAUUUGACAUUUAGUACACACCCUAUUUAUUCUCAUGCUUUCUGUCCGUGCCUCGUGUACCACAGAGGACACCGGCUUCAUUCUUUCUGUCAUUUCAAGCAAUAUGAUAAGGACGUUCACUAAUCGGGUGCCCUGAGUUUCUGAAUGAGAAAAUGUUUCAUUUCUGGCCAGGAAGGGGAGGUGGGAGGAGGGGGAGAAGGCAUGGAAGGGGAAGGAGGAAGAAAAAGAAGAACUAACCAGCCUUCAUUAUUUUUCCUUUAUUUUUAAGCUAUUUCUUACAAGCAAUAAUUAAAUCAUACCUUGCUAAAAUUCAUUUUUGUUUUUAUGUUAUUAUGUUAUAAGAUCUAAUAUGUUAUUCUAAUGAGUAGCGACUCCACAAUACUUAUAUGCACACUCCACACACUAUCUUGGCUUUUUUGUUUUGUUUUGUUUUGUUUUCUUUAAAUUAGGCUAGUGUGACUUUAGGGAAAAGCUUACUCACUAGUAAGUAGUGGGCACAGGUAAAAAGAUGGAGUUGUCUCAUGGCUUAUAGGGAUGCUUAAAAACUACCAAGGGAACGUGUAACUCCAAGACAGAUUCUGCAGUCGCUAGCCAAAAUCGUACGCCGGAAGUGCGCGCCGUCUUUAGAUGGUUCAUUCUUUUAGACAUAAUGUUAUUAAAAAUGCUAGCCACUGAGGACAGAAAGCAAAGGCAGAGAACUGUGCUGCAAGGAAUUUGCUCUUCAGUAAGGGAGGUGGGCCCAGAAGCAAAUGUUCCGGAACAGAACGUGACAUCCAUGCCAGAUUAGAAGUCCUGCUAGGUAGAUGGGCACACGGGAGAAGGGCCAUUUUUGUCGAAGGACUUCCCGCCGGAGGCUGUUUACACGGUGAGAUGAAGGCUCCUUCCUUAGGGACACACAGGAAUCAGGACUCGUGGGGGGCGGGGAGGAGAGGGGUAGCUGCAGUGUCCUGGGACCUCCGCCCCACUCUGGAGAGCAGGGUAGUACUGUGAGUGCUACAGAAAGCAAGCUCCUUCAUGAUUUCUGGUAUGUGCUAGCGACUGUGGAAGCAUCACAGACCAACUCGCCCAUUUUUCACAAAGGGAAACCGUCCCCUUGGCUUCCUUAAAUUUCUUGUCCUGUUUAGAAGGGAAAUGUGGACCCUCGUGGAGGGUACACUGAGGAAAGACUUGGCAGCCAGAGCCCACGCACUCCUUGGAGUUCCUUCGGUAGCAGAUGAAGUGGUCUUUUGACUGCAGUAGAUUGGAUAGGAAGUUCGAACGCUGAGGGAUUAGGCUUGUCUGUAGGUGAGGAGACACAAGUCUCUUCCUGCUUACAGGGCUUUUAUCACUGGCCUCUCCAUUUCCAAGUUUUGCUGGUUUCCCUGAGCUGCCUCUAAAGACUGCCAUCUGUUUCCUUGCUCCCCUCGAUGACAGUUCUAGUGUAUUUUGUUAGGAUAGAAACCGCAUCUCCAUCAGAGAGAGGUAUUUUUUGUUCUGUGUUCUUUGGGGUAUUUUUUUUUAUUUGGGGUGGGUGGGGUGAUUUAUUCGUUUUCUCAUUCAGGAAACAUUUGAGCCAUUGCUUUGGACAUAUCACUGUGCUAGGCUCUAGGAUCCCACGUGGGCCCCUGUCACCUUCCCAGUAUGGAGCAGAUCCCUGGAGGAAAAGUCUUUUCUGCCCCAUAAGCCUGAGAUGAAGAGGCUCCUGGUUACUUUUGCCUCGGAUGCUCGGCUCUACCCUGCACCAGUACACAAGCUUGUUAGUCUCAGCUGUAAGAAAUGUUUAGCUUCUGUAGAUGUUAAAAACCUUCCUGAAGGAAUUCCACACUGCAGUGUUUAUACUCGCACUUCCCUCCAGAGCCUAUGACUUGACAGCCUUGGCUUUCUCAUCUAGAAAUGAGGGAUGCAGGGUCUGUCAUCUGUGGCAGAGGCUGGGCGGCACUUGGAUGACAUAGUGCAUGUCCCUUCCUCUUACCCAUGCAUGCUGCCCACCCUAGGCAAUGGCAUAGAAGCAGUAUAUAGAUCAGUGUCCACACACACACACACACAUACACACACACACACACACACAAACAAGGAACACCAAAACAGUGUUGAUUGUUGUGUUUAAAGACAUGUUUUUUUUUCACCUGAAGAAUGGACUUAAACUAUGUAUUGAAAAAAAAAUAGCCUAAGUGUUAGAAAUGGUGAAUGUAUCCAGUUUCAGUUACAAAAACGAUUUCCUGAAUUUUAAGCAUUCAGUGAGCUGCCAAUUUUGAUUUUGUGUUGCUCUUUAUCCAAAUGGCUUUUUCUUUUCUUCUUUCUUCUUUUUAUAAAUUGGAGGAAGUGGGGGUGGGGCGGGGAGCAGCAAUAUUGUGUUUGACAAAUUAUACUCUGUACCUGGCUUUCCUGUGUUCUGUUAACCACCGAGAUGUUUCUAUUCCGUUUUGGUUUUAUAGUGUCUGUGAGGCACUCGAUGCAACCAUACAGUUAUUUUCUCAUUAAAA